Pectinophora gossypiella (pink bollworm) is the source of this 7967-nucleotide messenger RNA. RefSeq lists its product as uncharacterized. Bases 533 to 4243 code for a protein of 1236 amino acids. Gene Ontology annotation, molecular function: protein binding. The record is from RefSeq and is a predicted model, not a curated record. The transcript has 14 exons. NCBI's taxonomy places the organism in Eukaryota, Metazoa, Arthropoda, Insecta, Lepidoptera, Gelechiidae.
UCCGGAGUCGCGAACGACCACAGCACGAGGCCCUGGUGCCGCCAGAGUGCUUGCGAGAGCAUCUCCGACGCCUCGCCCCACACUCCCGGACCCCCGAUCCCAAAUCAAUUGCAGCAAAUUAAAGCCAUCCUCGCGAAUUCUCAUUAGACGAUGCAAUUGCGCGCGUUCGCCACACGCGAGCUUAUGCAACCGUUUACAACAUCAACCACUCGUUACAGCGCGGUGUUCAGUGACCAAGUUACAGUGCUAGUGCGUGAAAGUGACCGCUUGUUUACUUACACUUCUUUAGAUCUCAAUUCAACGUGGAAGUGUUAUAAGUGUUACGUAUUUAUUUUAAGCUGAAAAACAAAAUUGACAUUGAUGCUAUUUUGAGUGGACGCCGAAGAAUUGUUUCGUUUGGCAAAACGCCAAAACACGUUGGGAACAGCUGACUGUAAACAAACAAUUUAGCAUAUACAAGUUUUGCAUAUUUCAAAUUUUUACAGUCACCAUCAUUACAAAUGCCCAAAAUAAAACUCGAAAAAAUUGAGAAAUGGCAGAAAAAGAGGACAUAAGUGAUAGUGACGGUCCAAUAAUAGACGAUAAUAUAAUACGUAUUCAACUUAGGAAACCAUGUCACAAGAAAUGGGAACUACGAACGAGAAACCAUUCCCCCGGGGUCAGAUUCCCAACAAUACAACUUUUUGAUUGUGAAGGAAAUCUUCUCGUUGAAACGAAUGACGAAAACAUAUCAAUAAAGAGUUGUGACUACGAUGAUACCAAUUUGCGAACUUCUCGUUCACUCAGGGAAAAAGACUUCAAACAUUAUAUUGAUAAAAAGCCACUUCGCAAACAUAACACGAUUGCAGGUGACAAAAUAUACACGCGAGUGUACCGGACUCCUAUAAGAAUAAGUGCUAAUGUGGAACCACCCAGCCAAAAUUAUGUUAUUAAAGAUAGCAAUAGCAUUACAAACAUUCCAAAUAAACUCACAUUAACAAACUUACCUAACAUAAAUGCAAAUAGUCUCGACACAACUCCCUUUCAAUCCGAUGGCUAUAGUGAAGUAAGCAGUUAUAAAAGUUCAGAUAACGAAACCUGUGAUGACAUUAAAAAGGACUGUGAAAAGCAUCACGAACCGAUUGCAAAUUCAGAAGACACUGUGCCUAAUGGCAUUACAAACAGUAGUUUAAGUAGAUCGGAGUCCGUUACUUCUGUAACCAAAACAAACGAAACUGGUCAAAUAAGUAGGGAUUUAUCUGAUAAAGAAAAUGAAGAAGAUUUAGGACUACACAAAUCCCGGUCGCUCAGUGAGGCCGCGUUAGGAAUAACAAAAGGUUUCAAAAGUGACACUUUGCCGCGUUCGCAGUCGGGAGCAUGUGUGUACCGCCCUCCUAACAAUAAGGUAUCGUUUCUCAACACUUAUUUAAAAAGUUUACCGAAGCGAACAAGCUCUAAUCCGGAUUGGUUUACUUUACAUCGGAGAAAAAAUAUUGAGAAUUCACAAAAUUGGCGUCCCGUAGUAAACCGCUGGGAGCUGCAAAAAGUAAGUCCGGAAAAGGCGUGGCGAGGAGUUAACACAUCAGACACCGAGUUCAUUAAUAUUCCUACCGAUGUCGCGGCUGACUGUGAAAUGAAGAAACGACUAAAAAUGUAUCGACGCGGUUUAUCAGAAGUGGAAACGCGGCAACGAAAACUGAGUGUGUCGAAACGAAGACAUUCUGUGAGUGACGUCACGCGCAUGUCGACAACAUCAUCUUCAGAAAGUGUGGACGAGGCUGACUUAGUGCUCAAUCGAUUAAAACGAAGAAUUCUCAAGAACAAGUUCAGGGAGAAGCGACAGGCUCUCGGCGCGAAGUAUUUGUUCAAUCAAAGGCCGAUCAGACGGAGUAGCGAUCAGUCACAAUCCGAAGGGUGGCGCAAUGCGGGCGGCGGGGCCCCUCUGAGGUCCCGCCACGCUAUGGGCUCGAAUAUCAGCCAGCACUCCGCCAAGGGUCUCAAGGGCCGUAGGGCGCGCUCCAGCGGCGACCUCUGCAAUGGAGACUCCAAGAGCCAGACAGAGUCGUCAGUAUGCGGCUCGGUGGUCGGCGACGUCAUGGGCUGGAACCGAUCCUUGCCAAACCAUCUGGAUGGGAACCGCCAUCUUGCGGACUACAGCCGUGUAAACAACAACUAUGCGGAGUUCGGCACGUACCGCUGCCACCCGAAGGGAGGCCGGGGGCUCCGCUACAGAGUCUCAAAGUCUGGAUCAGACGCGGAGCCGGUAUGGAAGCUGCAGGACCCGGGCUUCGACCAGGGGUACGGGUCAGAGCGGUCUCCAGAGGACGACUAUGUCGCCCCCAUCGUGCCCCAGGCGGUCUCGCUUGAGGAGUACGAAGCCGACCUACGAGCUAUAUACCCGUUCAUCAAUGAAGAAAACACGUUCACCGUAGUAGUAGAGAAGGACGGGCGCGGGCUGGGGAUGUCGGUGUGCGGGGGCGGAGGCCUAGUGCGGAUCCGCAGGCUGUACCCGCCGCAGCCCGCAUGGCGUACCGGCCGGCUCGCCCCGCGGGACUUACUGCUCGCUGCCAACAACGUACCGCUCGCCGGACUUACCACCUACGAAGCUCUAGAAGUGCUGCGUACGGCGCCUGCCAGGGUGGAGCUAAGGGUGUGUCGGCCCCCUCCAGAAGCACUGGAGAGUGUCACCCCCCCGGACCCGCCGACACCCCCCGCGCGCACUCCGCACCCCCCACAUUUACCACCGUUGGAUCCCUUGAACUGCCAUCCAAUGCAUCAAAGACUGUCUCAAACCACCAGCAGUGCAACCACAUCGUCUUCCGAGGGUCGCGGCCGGAGAGACCACAGUCCAGAGCCUGACCGUCGGGACCUGCACCUUCCGGACCUCGACCAACCCCUGCCAGUAUACGACGUGCAGUAUGGCGAAUUCGACAUAGUGAUGACGAAAGUGAACGGGUCCCUGGGUUUCACGUUGCGGAAGGAAGACCACAGCGCUCUAGGUCAUUACGUGCGGGCGUUAGUACGCGAGCCUGCCCUGAGUGACGGCCGGAUACAGCCUGGAGACAGAAUCGUCGCGGUGAACGACACGCCAAUGUCAAAUAUGUCACACGCGGAGGCGGUGGCGUUCCUGCGAGCGUGCGGCUCCGAGGUGCGCUUGCGACUGUACCGCGACCACGCCGCCACGCCACUGUCGCCCAUGUCGCCCAGGGAAGAGCCCACUGACUCCGACGCCCCGCUCAACAGGCCGAAGCCUCCACUAAGACCAGAAGCAGUGUCGAUGCUAUGCGACCUGGCGGCGCGAAGGUUGACCCCGGACACAGCAGACGGUUCCCGGUCACCCUGCUUAUCACCGCGCAAGUUCCGGAAGCUUACCAAGGAAAACAACCAUUAUGAAACGCCUAAUGAUGUUCCAAGUUCCAACGUAACGGUAGACUCACACAAAAUGGAACGCUCAGAGGGCACUCCAGAAGCGAAGCGGCCACUGCGAGCGCAUUCUGUAGCCCUCACCAGCCCAACAGCACCCACUACUUGUAGAAAACAAAAACUAAGCCUGACAGUUCCGCCGCACGGUUACGAAUUAAAUAAUUUGGACAACGAUGCGUUGGACGCGCCAAACGUGUACCAGGAGGACAUACAUCGACAGCGGUACGCGGAGCCAUCGUUCCCCGUGGAUUCCGAUGAACCGGUGUCCAUGCCAGCAGAGCUAUCGAAUGACGAAGCAAGAUUCAAGCAUACUAAUCCAGCUUAUCAAAGCGCUGUGCUUCAUACUUCGACUACGGCGAGUGAUGGAACUUCUGAUGGACAUAAGGAUGACAUUAACGGUUUGAAGAAAUGGAAAGGCGUUGUGGCGUUGUCUCCCGACAACGAACGGAAGAUGAAGAUAGAAGCUCCACCGCCGCCACCUGCUCCACCGCUAGUGAAGGUCAAGGAUGUCGAUUCCGUCCAGAAAGAAAACGUCAAGCCCGAUCCGCCGAACGAUACCACCAGCACUGAACCCACGAUUGUGACUGUGGAGCUGAAUCGCGGAUGGAACAGUCGUCUCGGGUUCAGUGUUCAGAGCCACCCGGAGUCUGGACAGAGCUACAUCUCUGCCGUGUACAACGACAGUGUCGCAGCCAGAGAUGGGAGGUUGAGACGCGGUGACGUCAUAUUACAGGUGAACGAUGAAAAUGUGACAUCAAUGAAGACACCAGAAGUUAUUGACCUUCUGCGGAUCCUGAGGGGAUCUAUCUGCAUCACAGUCCUGCGCCCACCCAGCUCAUAGAGGACGCAAUGAACAAAACAACUGUAAACAUUGACUUUAAAAAUCAAAGGAAGAAGAAUUAUAAUGCUUGAAUUAUAAAUGAAAAGAACAUAAUAGAGAUUAACAAAGAUGACUUUAAAGAAAGAACCAAGAAACUAUUUACGAAUAUCUAUAACGAAAAUCAUACUUGAUCGAUGAAGUGAAACCAAUAUUUCGAAAAGUGAAUAAAGACAAGUGAAUAUAAAGUUGAUCAAGUUAAUAUAGAACAAACAACAAGAGGGUAGGGACAAUAGAGAGAUGGAGAAUCUGCUAGCUACAGAAGAGUUUUCAUUAAAUUCAAUUGAAAAUAAGUAGCAUGUAGAGAUUUCUGAGGAUGCCUUCGAUGAAGGUGGUAGGGCAAGCUAUGAAUGUAGUAAUAGUUGUUAAAAUAUAUGUAUAUGAUGACGUAGAGACUUGUUAUGAAGCAAAAUAUUGAAACUAAUACUUGAUGCGUGAAAUCUUCUUCCUAACAUUAACUGUUUCAAAGUUCCUAAACAGUGACUAUACUACCACACCGAAAAAACGCUACACUAACGUCGAAUGAAAUAACGUUAUUUAUAAGUUACCUAUUUAUGUAAUUAAUCUUGCGGAAUUGAUCUCUGUAGGAAUCUUAAAGGGAUUCGUAAAGUAUUUUUUUGGUAAUAUUACGACAGAGGGUGUUACUGAAAAUUUUAGCACAACUAGAGAGAUAUUUUUAUCUAUGGCUCUUACUUUUAGUAACACUCUAACUAAUGUAAGUCUUAAGGAAUUAGUUAUUUGUCUACUACCCGACCAACAAACGCGCAACGAACUCAAGCAGAAACAUAAUUAAUAAAAUAAAUAGAGAUAUUUUCACUGUCCUGUGCAAGUACCUAACAAAUCCUUUCGCACGUAUCUAAAAAUACCUAACCUUCACUAUUGUAGAAAAAUAAUUAAAAAUGUAUCGCAUUCCACGAUUUUGUAAAUAAUGUAAAGUAAAAAGACAAUUUUGUCUAUUUAGUGUGUUAGGGACGAGUCAUACUCUUUCAUUGAGCAAAAGAGACGCGAAAUUGACGAAAUUUUAAUCUUUAAAGUCAUGUAUAUUAUUUUUUAUAGUUUUGUUUUUACCAUUUACCCGGGCUUAUAAUUGCCUGGAUGUUAGACGUAAUGAUUUGAAUUUCGUCCAAUGUAUUAACGUAAAGAUCUCAAGUUAUCUCAAGGAGCGAAUAUUUAGAUUUGUUCUUGUUUGCUCAGUGUUUGAUUUCUAACUACGACUAGCAUAUUAACUUUGUAGCCUAUGAAAUAUAAUAAAUUAAGGCCACGACACAUGCGCACUGCACAAACAAAAUACCAUAAUAUACCUACUUACCUAUAAAAGUUGGAAUCUCUUUAACAAAUGGAAAAGUCGUUUGUACAUUGUGUGUAAACAGGCCUACUAAAUGUUCUACAUUCUAUAAACACUUACUCAAUAUAUAAAGAUGAAUAAAUAUAAUUAAUGAGUUAAAUAUUUUACUAUGUUGACACUCUAUAAUUCCUGUAAGGUACUGAUUAUAAAUUCUAGUCAAAUCUAAAUUUUAAUUGAAUCCACAGGUAGUCUUUGAUUCAUAAGUAUUGUAUUGAUAUUGUGAUUAACAUGUUGAAUAAAGUAGCUAACUUGAAAUAUAUAAAUAUACACAGAUAUGUCAUUUUAAUUCGUAAAUUGUUUUACUAUAGCUAUGUAUUUGUUGUCAACUUGAAAGAUUUUAUCGACAAAUCAACUCAAAAAUCUAUUUUAAUAUAAAAUUAGAUUUAAGAUAGUGAUACAGGGUGCUGAUUUGAACUCUGGUGAAUCUUAAAGAUCUUUAAAUGAUAUAAAAUGAUUGUACCUAAAUUAAAUAAUCUAAUCUAUGUUAUUGUUAUAAUAUUCCUUAAUGAAUCAUCAUCAUGUGUAACAAUGAAAUACAGUCCUUACCCAUUAUUACCCUGAACGAAUGAAAUAACUGAUAUUCUAAAAUUAUUGUGAUGGAUUUGUGUUAGUAUAACUGUGUAACAAUUCUAGGGAUACUAGAUGAUGCAUAGCGUAACGUAGUAGGUGCAGAUAGGUUGGCCCAGUGCAUAGCGUAGGUACGCCAGAGGUCAACAGAUAGUACAAAGAGUAUAAACAAUUGAACUCUGGUCGUAGUGCAUAUACCUCGAAACAGAGGUGAUACAUGGUGACUAUUUAACAGGACCACUGCAUUAGAAAAGCUAUUAAAUACAACCUUACACUUUUUAAAAUAAGGUUCAGUUAUACAGAAAUAAUGAGGGAAACUGUCAAAAGUGUUUCAAAUAUAAAGUGGUCCUUGCGAAAAUGUUCGCCAUGUAUUAUGCAAAGGCGAUUUUCAUACGACACGGUUGGCGAUGACGCAUUGACUUGUAUGUAAUCCGCUGAUGACUAAUACACGAACUCCGCGUCGCCGCGCGGUGAACCGCUACAAAAUCCGCGUCGUGUGAGAAUCGCCUAAUAAGUAGUUAAUAGUGAAAUAGAAAAUGGUGACAUUAGAAAAUUGUAUAAGCAAAUCAUUAUCAAAAUUGAAACCAAUGUAAUUACUUCACAAAAUGUGAUGUCAACUAAUCAUGAAAAUCACCUCUAUGCCUACUUUUAUAAGCUUUUAUUCUUUUAUCAAAUAUCUGAAAUAUUGUUCAACUAAAGUAAGUAGCUGAAUACUCCUCUAUGACUCUAUCAAUUGCAGAAUAGAACUCCACGUUCUUACAACGCAACAGGAGUCAUAAUCGACCACAAGGCCUAAGCCACUAAACCUCUAAUACAUAACAUAAACAGCCUAUACACGUCCCACUGCUGGGCACAGGCGUCCCCUCAAUCAACAGGUGGGGGUUAGGAGCAUACUCCACCACUCUGCUCCAAUGCGGGUUGGUGGAGAUGUUUUUACGGCUAAUAGCCGGGACCAACGGCUUAACGUGCCCUCCGAAGCACGGAAUCAUCUUACUUUUUCGGACAAUCAGGUGAUUCAAGCCUGAAAAGUCCUUACCAAACAAAGGACUGUCUCACAAAGCAACCCCCUAAUAGUCACAAACCUCUAAUAGUUUAGAUAUUUUUAAACAUCAUCUUCACUCUCUUAGAAAAGUAAAUUACGAAAGAAAUAAGAGAUUUUCGCCGCGCGGCAGAAAAAAGCAGCGGCAUAAUAACCCACUGCAAUUCUGUACCAAACAAUUUUAAAUUGUAUUGCGCGCACUUGACGGCAGAGCCACCGCAGCGGCGCAGUAUUACAGUGCGACAUUAUGCCGCUGCUCUUUUCUGCCGCGUGGCGAAAAACUCGUAGUGCGCGCCUGGCCUAAGUAUCAUUAAAUGUCAAAUAUAAUAAUGCGACAGGGUUCUAAAGUGGGUACAAGAUAUUCCUCAUGACUGUACUCUACCGAAACGCUACCCUCGCGCCUCGGCCUCGUUCGUACAGUUUCGUGUCACCCGAUCAAUCACGCGACCGCAGCGUAUAGCCGGAGGAGUAUUCAGCAAGUCUUCGUUGUGAUUUGUCCUGAAAAUUAAUUAUUAUGAUUUGUACUUGUAGUAACCAGUGAUAUUAAGUUUUAUUUGUACGGUGCUCAAUUGUGCGGUCAACGCGUUGCACACUGCUUACUAGUCUACAGUAUGCCUUAUGCCUGAACCGUAGUCUGUGGUCACCUGUGACGUCAGUCAUUAUAUAAAGGAAUGUAUCAUAAUUAUAAAUAAUAAUUACAUUAAUAAAGAUAUUGAAUUAAAAAUAAUUACGAUUUA